AUGGCGUUUGAUCAGGGGUACAUGGCCACGGAUGGCGGAGCUGAUGAAAUCAGUCAACCACCGUCUCACCUCUUUGAUGAAGGUGGCUACGGUGGCUAUGAUUUUGAUGCACCACCUCCUACCACCCCGGAAAACUAUGACUACGACGGUGGUGCUGCACGGCCACCAUCACCUCCACCUGUGGCUAUGGAUUAUAACAUGCAUGCUGGGAAUUUCGGGUUUAGCCAUUCACCAAAGCGUGACGAUUACUCUGCUUCGCCUUUUCAGGAGAAUGGUGGCGGUGGUGACGGAAAAGGGUAUGAUAUGGCAGCUGAUACAGAUGGGAUUUUCAGCUCGGCUCCUUCUGAUGGACCUUUGCUCCCUGAUCCAACUGAGAUGAGGGAGGAAGGUGCCGCAUUUCGCGAAUGGCGCCGCCAAAAUGCAAUUUAUCUUGAGGAGAAGGAGAAAAGAGAGAAAGAACUGAGAAAUCAGCUCAUUGAAGAAGCUGAAGAGUACAAGCGAGCUUUUCAUGAGAAAACAAAGCAAAACAAAGAGACUACAAAGGCUCAAAACAGAGAAAGAGAGAAACUGUACCUGGCUAACCAAGAAAAAUUCCACAAAGAAGCUGAUAAACAAUAUUGGAAAGCCAUAGCGGAGAUUAUUCCACGUGAGGUACCUAAUAUUGAGAAGAGAAGAGGGAAAAGGGAGGAAGAGAAGAAGCCUUCAGUUGUGGUCAUUCAGGGCCCCAAACCUGGUAAACCAACAGAUAUGUCAAGGAUGCGUCAAAUGCUUCAGAAAUUGAAGCAGAAUCCUCCGCCUCAUAUGAUUCCCCCUCCGCCGUCCAAAGAUGCCAAGGAUGCAAAAGAAGAGAAGGAUACUAAAGAAGGGAAGGAUGCAAAGGACGGCAAAGACGCUAAGGAUGCAAAGGAAGGAAAGGAUACCAAGGAUGCAAAAGAAGGGAAGGAUACCAAGGAUGAGACGAAUGCCACUCCAAAAUCAGCCAAGGCAGUGAAAGAUGACAAGGCUGCAAAAGUUGGCACUCCGAAAUCGGCAAGUGCUUCGCCUUCUGCUGCUGCUGGAACGAAUGCUGUUUCACCUGCCAAAGAUGCUGCUAAUGAUAGCACUCCUAAAGCAACAACACCAGAUGCUGCUUCCAUAGCUGAAGGUGAACAAACAGUAGAAAAUCAGCCUACCACUGCAUGAUAAGCUCCACAUCUCCCUUUCUGUCUUUCACAUUUAAUUUUAUCUAAAGUGAUCAACUUAGUUCACAUUGUUUUAUCAAUUUACUACCAGUAAUAGGAAUAAUAGCAGUUCUUGUUUUUUGACAUUAGGACUUUCAG
Molecule: messenger RNA, 1319 nt
Organism: Coffea eugenioides
Lineage: Eukaryota; Viridiplantae; Streptophyta; Magnoliopsida; Gentianales; Rubiaceae
Product: clathrin light chain 1-like
Exons: 3
Coding region: 1-1182 (393 amino acids)
Biological process (GO): clathrin-dependent endocytosis; clathrin coat assembly; intracellular protein transport
Cellular component (GO): clathrin coat of trans-Golgi network vesicle; plasma membrane; clathrin coat of coated pit
Molecular function (GO): clathrin heavy chain binding; structural molecule activity
Source: RefSeq, a predicted model, not a curated record